AUGGAGCAGAAGAGCGUAUUGUUGUCAGCUUUAGGUGUUGGUGUUGGACUAGGGAUUGGGUUGGCAUCUAGUACGAGUUUGGGUAGAUGGGCAAACGGGUCGGGUUCAGUAGAAGACGGACUCACCGGAGAACAGAUUGAACAAGAGUUGGUGUUACAAAUUUUGGAUGGGAGAGAGAGUAGUGUCACCUUCGAUGAGUUUCCGUACUUCUUAAGCGAGAGAACUCGAGUGUUAUUGACAAGUGCAGUUUAUCUUCGUCUAAAAGGGUCUGAUAUCUCAAAGCACACUCGGAAUUUUGCACCUGCAAGUAAAGCCAUUCUACUUUCCGGUCGUGCAGAGUUCUAUCAGCAAAUGCUUGCAAAAGCUUUGUCACAUAGCUUUAAAUCAAAGCUAUUGCUGUUAGAUUUAAAGGAUUUCUCUAUCAAGAUACAAAGUAAAUAUGGAUGCACUAUGAAGGAACCUUUUCACAAGAGGUCUAUUUCUGAGCUAACGUUCAAUAAAAUGUCGAGUUUGAUGGGUUCCUUUUCUAUGCUCUCUCAAAGCAAAGUUGAUCCAAGAGGGAUUCUAGCUUCCAGCAAAGGCAGCACAAAUCUAUGCUUCGACGAGAAACUUUUCUUGCAAUCACUUUACAAGGUGUUGGUCUCUGUAUCAGACAAAAAUCCGCUAAUAAUAUACCUCAGGGAUGUUGAGAAGCUUCUUGAGUCAGAAAGAUUCUACAAGUUGUUCCAGAGGUUGUUGAACAAUCUCUCUGGUCCUGUCUUGAUUCUUGGCUCAAGAGUAUUAGAAUCCGAAUAUGAUUACCAAAAAGUAAGCGAAGGAACAUCGGCUCUCUUUCCUUACAACAUCGCAAUAAGACCACCAGAGGAUGAAUCUCAGCUCUUGAGCUGGAAAGGUCGUUUAGAAGAUGACAUGAAGAUGAAUAUGUUUCAAGACAACAAGAACCACAUCGCGGAUGUUCUUGCUGCAAACGACAUCCAAUGCGAUGACUUAGCUUCAAUAUGUCAUGCGGAUACAAUGUGUUUGAGGAACCACAUUGAAGAGGUUGUGGUUUCUGCAAUCAUUUAUCAUAUGGCACACACAAAAGAACCGGAGUACAGAAACGGGAAGCUUGUUAUAUCUUCCAAAAGCUUGUCUCAUGGUUUGAGUAUAUUCCAAGAAGGUGGAACCAAAUCAUCUGAAGAGAAGCUUGACACAAACAAUGAUAAUGAGUAUGAGACGCGUAUACGAUCAGAGGUCAUACCAGCAAAUGAGAUUGGUGUAACAUUUGCAGAUAUUGGUUCUUUGGACGAAACAAAAGAGUUGCUUCAAGAACUUGUGAUGCUUCCACUUAGAAGACCUGAUCUCUUCAAAGGCAGUCUUCUCAAGCCAUGUAGAGGAAUCUUACUCUUCGGACCGCCAGGUACUGGCAAGACAAUGCUUGCAAAGGCAAUUGCAAAUGAAGCAGGAGCUAGUUUCAUCAAUGUCUCCAUGUCUACAAUCACUUCAAAAUAUUUUGGAGAAGACGAGAAGAACGUGAGAGCUUUGUUUACUUUAGCAGCUAAAAUAUCUCCAACGAUUAUAUUUGUGGAUGAAGUGGAUAGUAUGUUGGGACAAAGGACAAGAGCUAGAGAGUCGGAAUCCGCGAGGAAGAUCAAGAAUGAGUUUAUGUUGCAUUGGGAUGGAUUAAUGACUGAACCAGGUGCAAGGGUUCUGGUUCUUGCAGCUUCAAACAGACCCUUUGAUCUUGACGAUGCUAUCAUUAGGAGGUUUGAGCGCAGGAUAAUGGUCGGACUUCCUUCCAUUGAGAGCAGAGAGAAGAUCUUGAGAACUUUGUUGUCGAAAGAAAAAACGGAUGAUCUUGAUUUUCAUGAGAUUGGACUGAUGACAGAAGGCUACAGUGGAAGUGAUCUUAAGGUUUAUAUCAUAUCUUUAGCUCAAAAAUCUUGUGUCAAAUCCUGGAAACUGACUGGUUGUUUAACAUUUGUGCAACAGAACUUGUGCAUCACAGCUGCGUAUAGACCGGUUAGAGAACUGAUUCAGCAAGAGAUAUUGAAAGAUCAGGAGAAGAAGAAAAGAGAAGAAGCAGGCAAAGGCAAAGAAGUAGAAAAAUCUUCUGAGGAGAGAGAUAUUGUUUUGAGACCUUUGAACAUGGAAGACAUGAGAAAAGCUAGAAACCAGGUAGCAGCGAGUUUUGCAUCAGAAGGAUUUGGAAUGGAUGAGCUGAAGCAAUGGAAUGAUUUGUAUGGAGAAGGAGGCUCAAAGAAAAAGGAACAGCUCAGUUAUUUCCUCUGA
Messenger RNA from Eruca vesicaria subsp. sativa (arugula), 2271 nucleotides. The record is from the annotation of a GenBank genome assembly. Lineage: Eukaryota; Viridiplantae; Streptophyta; Magnoliopsida; Brassicales; Brassicaceae.